ACGAGCACCUCGAGGCGCUCCUGCGUAGAAAUCUCGCCCUUGCGCUUUCCGACGGUGCGGCCGAUCAAGCGCGCACCCAAGCUAGCGGCACCGGUGCCAUCGCCGCCUGCCAUCCGUUCCCUGUCGAGCCCAGGCGGCACGUCUUCUCAACACCAUGAGCGCUCCCCAACCAGGCGGCAGCCCGCCGCAGCCCCAAAUCCAACCUUGUAGGUACAAGGUGGGCAAGGUGCUCGGUGCGGGGUCGUACUCGGUCGUGAAGGAGUGCAUCCACAUCGACACGGGGCGGUACUACGCCGCCAAGGUGAUCAACAAGCGCCUGAUGGCCGGUCGUGAGCAUAUGGUGCGGAACGAAAUUGCGGUCCUAAAAAAGGUGUCUAUGGGCCACCAAAACAUCCUGACCCUCGUCGACUACUUCGAGACCAUGAACAACCUGUACCUGGUCACGGACCUCGCCCUUGGCGGCGAAUUGUUUGACCGCAUCUGCCGCAAGGGGUCCUACUACGAGUCCGAUGCCGCCGAUCUGAUCCGAGCCGUCCUCUCCGCCGUCGCCUAUCUGCACGACCACGGCAUCGUCCAUCGCGACCUGAAGCCCGAGAACCUGCUGUUCCGCACCCCGGAGGACAACGCAGACCUCCUCAUCGCCGACUUCGGCCUCAGCCGCAUCAUGGACGAGGAGAAGUUCCACGUGCUGACCACCACCUGCGGCACGCCGGGCUACAUGGCACCCGAGAUCUUUAAGAAGACCGGCCACGGCAAGCCCGUCGACCUGUGGGCGCUUGGCGUCAUCACGUACUUCCUCCUGUGCGGCUACACACCGUUCGACCGCGACUCGGACUUCGAAGAGAUGCAGGCCAUCCUCAACGCCGACUACAGCUUCACGCCGCUGGAAUAUUUGCGCGGCGUGUCAGACAACGCCAAGGACUUCAUCCGUCGCUGCCUGACCAUCGACGCGUCCAAGCGCAUGACGGCGCACGAGGCGCUGCAGCACCCCUUCGUGGCCAGCUGGGCGCGCGUGGGCGCCGGCGAGGGCGCGGACAGGGGCCAGAACCUGCUGCCCACGGUCAAGAAGAACUUCAACGCGCGCCGCACCCUGCACGCCGCCAUCGACACCGUCCGCGCCAUCAACAAGCUGCGCGAGGGCCAGGCCGGCGGCUUCAUGAACGGCGAGCGCAGCAGAGAACCCGCGCGGAAUAUCCCGCUGAACCCGAACCCGAACCCAGGCCAGAACCAAAAUCAGAGCCACAACCCGCCGCCAUCCCACAGCGACAACGCCCAACCCCCGCAGCCUCGCCAUGACGACAGCGGCAUCUCGGUCGGGGUCGGCGCCCAGCCGCAGCAACAGAGCCAGUUCCAAGACAGCGGCUACACGACACAGGAAGGGGAUGGCGACAUCAGCAUGAACGAUGCCCCGCUUCAGCCACCCCCUCCUCACUCCGCUACCGGUGCUGCACACCAACAAGCACAUCCGCAGCAACCACCACAGCAACAACAACAGCCUCAACCACAGCACCAGGAGCCAACACAGGCGCAGCAAGGCCACCACCUGCCGCCGGCGCAUGCCGUGCCGGCGAGCCUGCGGCCGGGGAACGAGGCGAAUCGCGUCAUCGAGACAAGCAGAGGGCUGUGGAGCGGGGUGGGGAGCCGCCGGUGAGCGGGGAGCGGGGAGCGGGCGCUGUGAGCGCUGCUGCUGCUGCCGAUGAUGCCCGCUUUGCCUAGGUAUCUAGAUUAAACUCCUCGGUCUUCAGCUGUUGGGUAUGGGGAAGGGAAGAGAAGGGAAGGGACAAGGGGUGAAUGGGAGAAUGCACCGUGGGAGUUGGGAGCGUUUCGGAGGGAAGCCUGGGCCU
Messenger RNA from Thermothielavioides terrestris NRRL 8126, 1844 nucleotides. RefSeq lists its product as uncharacterized. Gene Ontology annotation, molecular function: calcium/calmodulin-dependent protein kinase activity; ATP binding; calmodulin binding. The transcript has 2 exons. The record is from RefSeq and is a predicted model, not a curated record. The coding region runs from base 155 to 1651 and encodes 498 amino acids. Gene Ontology annotation, biological process: protein phosphorylation; cellular response to oxidative stress. Lineage: Eukaryota; Fungi; Ascomycota; Sordariomycetes; Sordariales; Chaetomiaceae.